AUGUGACACAGGCAUGAAAAUAAAAUGGAGGGCAAACAUUUGCCUGCUUUGGGGUUACGUGUGCCACAUCCCCCCACAAACCCUCUAGAAUCCAAGCCCCCAACUCCAAGACACAGACGCAAACUCCCUCCAAUCGGGAAAUGUUCUCUGAUUGAACAGAGGGGCUUCUACUCAGAGGACAUCUCUACAUUCAAGUUCCAUUUUCCCAUAGUGCAACCUGAAGUGAAGCAAAGGUCACUGGGGCAACCCAAACUUCAGCCGAGUGAAAGCUAUAUACCAGAAGUGCCAGUCGUCAAGACUUCAUCUGACCAGUGGGAGCAUGUUAAAAAGGAUUUCCAUAGACCGGUCCCAAUCCUAUUAAAUAAUUCUUACUUCCGAUUGGGGGGAGAUACACCGAAGCUGUACAUGCCCUACCAGACCAUUCCCGGCCAGAUACCCCGCAAGUUGGCGAUAGAGAGAUGCCGAAGAGAAUACUUGAGCUUAGACUUUGAAAAUCUUCUCAAAGAAAAAGGAAUAGAUUCUAAUCUUAUAAUGCAGAGACACCCGAGCGUUGGUGAUAAGCAUUUGAUCACACCAGGCCAACCUUUGGCAGAUCUCCCACUGGAGAUAUUUGACAAUGACGACUAUGACUGCCGGACUCCAGAUGACUGGCUUACUUUGGGCAAUGACGAAGGACCAACUGAUCAGAAACCUUUACCUGGGAAAGCACUGCUGCCUACAAAUGACAAGACUCCUGCUGAGAACACAAGGAACAACUGCCUGGACUACAACUGGCAUUUAGUCGGGGUUCUUGACUACAGUAAAGAGAAAUGUCUGUAUUUGGUGGAGAAGGUCCAUCAAAACAACAAGCUGACAGAUGAACACAAAAAGAGCAAAUCUCCUGGGAUGAACAGUUGUCUACCAGGCACUAAGCACUGGGUACCCAGGAUCAGACUGCUAUUCCUUGCUGAGGACCCACGUUUAUUUAUAAAACGGCUUCAGUUUGCGUUGUGCAGCAGAGAAAAAACAGAGGCUCUGAUUGUCUACCACUCGUCUGUGGAACAUAUGCCCACCAUGGAAGGAAUACCAUCCCUUGAUACCUACAGUAUCCAGCAUUUGACAAAACACAUCCCUUCAACCUCUGGGAUCAGGCCGAAGAUUGUGGAACAGUGUACAGGAGACCUGGAGGAAGAGUUAAAACGUGAACGUGACCUUGUUAUGAACCGCUUGACCUUUAACAAAGUCGUGAUGAGCAAACCAGAGGAGUUUUCACACAUCACUGUGCCAAAAAAAUGCCCUGAGCACGUACCACAAAAAGGAUGCAUUUCAGUUCCUCAGUUUGACUAUGAGAGCAACCGAGCUGCAUUUAUAUUCCACUCGCUGCUUAUGAAGCCAGAAGUGAUCUGUGUACUUUCUGCAAUAUGGUUUGAGUGCAACAAAGUAGCAAAGAUGAGGCUGUUCAACGUCACCUCGACCAAACCACUGCGCCUGGAUGACUUUGAAAUCCUCCAGUCUCAAAUGCAUACUCAGAUAAGGUUGUAUCUUCGGGAGUCAUGGACGCUCACGCUGAGCAACAGCAUCCGUACGAACCUGGCGAACAUCGGCCUGGGCGCAUACAACGUAAAUGAGCGUCUCUGGCAGAUGUACAAACUCUCCAAGCUGUACAGGCUGAUGGAUGUGGUGCGCUUCAACAUGCAGGACUCCCUGCGCUACCUCGUGCUGGAUUCGCUGCUCGGCCUGAAUCACUCUAUGUUGGAAGCCUGCCAAAGUGUGCUGACUUGUCCUCAGGACAUGGUCUGGGGGAGCGACCUUAUCACCAGCCCCUACAAACCAAAAAAGAACCCUUUGUUCCUGUUGGACUUGGUUCUGGACCAGACUGGAGCUCAUUACAGCACAGAACCAGAGAAAUUUGCAUCGACUCUUGUUGACCUGUUUGAUAAGGGCAUUCUGGCUACAUACAAUGUACCACAGCUUGAUAAGUUUGUGAUGCAGAAGUUGUAUAUCGGUGAUGAUCCAAUGCUCAUAUCGGUGAAACUGUGGGAACCACAAGUAACUGAUCUAAGGGAGAAGGUCCGCAAAGCUCUGAUACAAGCAGCCAUACCUCUCAGGGCUUACGCUGCCGAAUAUGAGCAACAUUUAGAGCUUCACAGCUUGGACAUAGAAAGCUUCCUCGAUUCUCAAAUGAAGGAAGAACAGACAACCCAAGAAGUGAAGAAAGAGGUGGAACAACACCUCACAGAGAAGGAGAGGAUAGAGCAGGCCUUGCCAUCCUCCAUUAUGAUUGGUCCAUUUAUUGUUCGUGUAGAGGCUGUACGUCAGGCUCUCGCUAACAAAAGGAAGGCUAUAGCCAAUGCAAUGCUGCAGCGCCUCGCUCUGAAGCUUCGUAAGAGGAUUGAUGAUGCAUGUGAAGAGUGUAACGUUAUGAGUAGGAAGUUGCAUGAGAAGCCAGACGGUAUUGAGGAACUGAGUGAGAAGAAGGACUGGAUGAACCAAAUCCCCGAACAGCUCAGGGGCUAUAAGGAUGUCAUUAGCAAGAUCCUGUCCGACUAUGAACUAAUGGAUGAAUUCUGUUACUCUCUGUCAAAUGAGGAUUCUAAUCAAAAGUGGGCAGCUAUCAAAGGGCCUCAAAAGAUACUUGGCCAGAUAGAAGAAGCCGCCAGCCAUUAUAUGGAGGACGAGGAGCGCUUCAGUAAGAUCCAGCAAGCCAAUCAGAAUGCCUUUGAGGAACAACUAGACACUCUACAGAUGCUGAUUGCUGGGUUUGGGAGCCAUGCAGACAUUGAUCAUGCUCAUCAGACUGCCAAUGAGGUGAGGCGUAUAUCCAAGCAACUGAAGGAGUGCCAGGUGAUGGCCCAAACCUACAACAGCAGAGAACGUCUCUUUGGUACUCCUCUCACAAACUAUGACCGUCUACAGAAGCUUGUUAAGGACCUCCAGCCUUUUAAAGAUCUAUGGACCACCACAUCUGAUUGGUUUCAUUGGCAUGAGAACUGGCUCACUAACCCACUGUCCACCAUCGACCCUGAGCUGCUUGAGCGCAAUGUCACAGACGCCCACAAGACCUUGCACAAAUGUAUUAAACAGUUCAAGGACAUUCCUGACUGCGAGUUGGUGGCGACUUUCAUCCAAGGCAAGAUUGAGGACUUCCGUCCUUACAUCCCUCUGAUUCAGGGCCUUAGGAACCCAGGGAUGAAAAACCGCCACUGGGAGAUGCUGUCUGAACGCAUUGAUAUGAAAGUGAAGCCCAAAGCCAACUUGACCUUCUCCCGCUGCUUGGAGCUUGGCCUUCAGAACCAUGUGGACGACAUAGCUCAUGUGGCUGAAGUGGCUGGGAAAGAGUUCACCAUUGAGCAGGCCCUGGAGAAGAUGGAAAAAGAGUGGUCGUUGAUAAUUUUUGAUGUGCUGCCGUACAAGGACACAGGCACCUACAUCCUGAAGAGCCCGGAUGAGGCGUCCCAGAUGCUGGAUGACCACAUCGUCAUGACUCAGAGCAUGUCCUUCUCUCCCUUCAAGAAAACCUUUGAGGGCCGCAUUAACACCUGGGAGAGCAAGCUCAGAAUGACUCAAGAUGUGCUGGAAGAGUGGCUGACCUGCCAGCGAUCCUGGCUCUACCUGGAGCCCAUCUUCAGCUCUGAUGAUAUCAACGAGCAGCUCCCCGUCGAAGGAAAACGAUACCAGCAAAUGGAGCAAACAUGGAAAAGCGUCAUGCAAGCUGCCUUCAGUAAUCCACAGGUGAUCGAGGUGUGUCCAGAUGCUCGUCUACUGAACAAACUGAAGAAGUGUAACACACUUUUGGAACAAGUGCAGAAGGGUCUCAGUGAGUACUUGGAGACAAAACGAAGAUGCUUCCCCAGGUUUUACUUCCUGUCAGAUGAUGAGCUCCUGGAGAUUCUUUCCCAGACCAAAGAUCCGAAUGCCGUUCAACCACAUCUGCGCAAAUGCUUUGAGAACAUUGCCCAGCUCGAAUUCCAGCCAGAUCUACAGAUCACUCACAUGUUCUCCGGAGAAGGGGAGGAGGUGAAGCUGUUUGAGCCGGUAAUACCGGAUGGAAAUGUGGAAGAAUGGUUGAUGAAAGUGGAGGUGUCUAUGAAGGUCACGCUGAGGGACAACGUUGAAAGAUCUCUCAAAGUCUACGCUGAGCAAGCUCGUGUGGACUGGGUGUUACAAUGGCCUGGUCAAGUGGUGAUAGCUGGCUGUCAAGUCUUCUGGACUACGGAGGUGUCUGAGUCAUUGGAGCAGGGAGACUUGGCCGACCGCCUUUUCCCCCAGCUACAAACACAGCUGGGGGACCUGGUGCUGCUGGUGAGAGGAGGUCUCUCUAGGAUGCAGCGAGCUGUGCUUUCAGCCCUCAUCGUCAUAGAGGUCCAUGCAAAGGAUGUUGCAGCUAAGCUUGUGGAGCAGGAGGUCUCAAGCGUCAAUGACUUUGAGUGGAUCAGCCAGCUCAGGUACUACUGGGCAAAAAAUGACUUGUACGUCCGCGCUGUGAAUGCGGAGUUCUUGUAUGGAUACGAGUACCUUGGUAACUCUGGACGCCUGGUCAUCACCCCGCUCACUGACAGAUGCUACCUGACCCUGACCGGAGCUCUGCACUUGAAGUUUGGAGGAGCACCCGCGGGUCCAGCAGGAACAGGAAAGACAGAAACCACCAAAGAUCUGGGAAAGGCUCUUGCCAUCCAGACAGUGGUUUUCAAUUGCUCUGAUCAGCUGGAUUACAUUGCUAUGGGCAAGUUUCUCAAAGGACUGGCCAGCUCUGGUGCCUGGGCAUGCUUUGAUGAGUUUAAUCGUAUUGAUGUGGAGGUGCUGUCUGUGGUGGCACAACAGAUCACCACUAUACAACAGGCCCAGAUGGAAAAGGCGGAGACCUUUGACUUUGAGGGGUCAGAGAUCAGACUGGUCCCUUCUUGUGCUGUAUUCAUCACUAUGAAUCCUGGAUAUGCUGGCCGUACAGAACUGCCUGACAACCUCAAGGCCCUGUUUCGUCCCGUGGCCAUGAUGGUCCCUGACUACGCUAUGAUAGCUGAGAUUUCCUUGUACUCAUUUGGCUUCAGUGAUGCCAAACUCCUCUCCAAGAAGAUCACUGCCACCUUCAAGCUCUCGUCUGAACAGCUCAGCGCUCAGGAUCAUUAUGAUUUUGGUAUGAGAGCAGUGAAGACGGUGAUUUCAGCAGCUGGAAACCUCAAGAGAGAAAAUCCUGACAUGGAUGAGGAGCUGAUCUGCCUGCGGGCCGUUCAAGACGUCAACGUACCCAAGUUUUUACAGGACGACCUGAAGCUCUUCAGCGGUAUUGUGUCCGAUCUUUUCCCCAACACAAAGCAGGAGCCUAUCAACUACGGCAUACUUGAGGAAUCCAUGCGCAACGUAUGCAUCAAGAAGAACCUCAAAGAUGUGGACGGGUUUAUUAAUAAGUGCAUUCAGUUGUAUGAGACCACUGUGGUGAGACAUGGCCUGAUGUUGGUGGGACCUUCUGGAUCCGGUAAAACCAAGUGUUACAAGAUACUAGGAGAAGCAUUAACAGCUUUGAAGGGACAACCCUCUGUGAGUGGUGGGGACUACGAGCUAGUUCAGACAUAUGUCCUCAAUCCCAAAUCCAUCUCCAUGGGACAGCUCUAUGGAGAGUUCGACAUGCUCACACACGAGUGGACGGAUGGUAUCCUAUCUUCUCUUAUACGUGGCGGUGCAUCAUCUAUGGACAAAGAGAGGAAGUGGUACAUGUUCGAUGGGCCAGUGGAUGCCGUGUGGAUCGAGAACAUGAACACUGUGCUGGACGACAACAAAAAACUGUGCCUCAGCUCUGGGGAAAUCAUUAAGCUAACUGAUGUGAUGACCAUGAUGUUUGAGGUGCAGGACUUGGCAGUGGCCUCUCCAGCCACGGUGUCUCGCUGUGGUAUGGUCUACCUGGAGCCCAGUAUUUUGGGCCUUGUCUCUUUUACAUAUUGCUGGCUGAACAAGGUGCCUAAGGCCUUGAAGCCUUUCACAGAGCAGCUCAACUCACUGUUCACCAAGUUCCUGCAGGAUUCCAUCACAUUUGUCCGCAUAUCAGUGAAGGAGGUCACAACAUCCCUCGACAGUAACCUUGCCUGUAGUCUGCUUAAAAUAAUGGACUGCUUCUUCAGUCCCUUCAACACUAGAGAGAAUCAAAAGCCACCACCUAAGAAGAAACUGGAGCGUUUGACAGAGGUGAUCGAGCCCUGGUUCUUCUUCUCACUGGUGUGGAGUGUAGGUGCCACAGGAGACGCAGCGGGCUACCAGCGCUUCAGUGCCUGGCUCAAGAACAAGAUGGCAGACGAGAAGAUUAAAUUAUGUUUUCCAGAGGAGGGCCAAGUACACGACUACAGGCUUGAUGAUGCAGGGAUUAGUCAAUUUGAGGAUGACGAUGAAGAGGAGGAGAGAAAAGUCCAGUGGGUCAGCUGGAUGGAAGACACAAAUACAGUUGUGAUCACCCCGUCCACAAACUAUGCUGACAUCAUCGUUCCCACACCCGACACAAUGAGAAUGUCUUUCCUGAUGGAUAUGCUUUUAACCAAUAUGAAACCUGUGCUGUUUAUUGGUCCAACUGGUACAGGAAAGACAUUGACCAUGUCAGACAAACUUCUGAACAACAUGCCUGCUAAAUACAUCACAAACUUCCUCAUGUUCUCUGCGCGCACCUCAGCCAAUCAGACUCAAGACUACAUCGACAGUAAACUUGACAAAAGGCGGAAAGGGGUGUUUGGGCCUCCUAUAGGAAGGCACGGCAUCUUCUUCAUCGAUGAUCUCAACAUGCCAAUGUUGGAAACCUAUGGGGCCCAGCCUCCUAUUGAGCUGCUGCGGCAAUAUAUCGACCACGGAGGCUGGUAUGACAGGAAGCAGAUAGGUACUUUCAAGCACUUGGUGGACAUCAAUUUUGCAUGUGCCAUGGGGCCUCCAGGUGGAGGCCGUAAUCCCAUCACCGAGCGCUUCACACGCCACUUCAAUUUCCUGUCCUUCACUGAAAUGGAGGAUACCAGCAAGAAGAGAAUUUUCUCCACCAUCUUAGGCAGUUGGAUGGGACCUGUGCCAGAAAUUCAGCCGCUCAAUGAGCUUCUGGUAGACGCCACAAUCCGAGUCUAUGCUACCAUUACCUCUGAGCUUCUCCCAACUCCAUCCAAGUCCCAUUACACCUUCAACCUGAGGGACCUGUCCAAGGUCUUCCAGGGCAUCCUCAUGGCUGAGGCUGGCAUGAUAGAGGGCAAGUUGCAGCUGCUUCAGUUGUGGUACCACGAAAGCUGCCGCGUUUUCCAAGACCGCCUUGUGUCUGUUGAGGACAGGGACUGGUUCAACAGACUCCUCAAGGAUCGUAUUGAGGAGUUUGACUGCAGCUUUGAGGAGGUUUUUUCUGGUCAGCAAGUUCUGUAUGGGGAUUUCAUGAUCCCUGGAGCUGACACCAAAGUCUACACACGUAUAGAAGACAAGGAAAAGUUGGCAAAGGUGAUGGAGGAAUACAUGGAAGACUACAACCAGAUCAGCACCACCAAGAUGAAGCUGGUGCUCUUCAUGGACGCCAUUGAGCAUGUAUGCCGUAUCGCCCGCAUCUUGCGCCAGCCCAUGGGCAAUGCCCUGUUGCUGGGAGUGGGUGGCAGUGGGCGCCAGUCACUCACUAAACUUGCGUCACAUAUGUCCGAAUAUGAUUGUUUCCAGAUAGAGCUCGCCAAGAACUACGGCCAAACAGAGUGGAGGGAAGAUAUUAAAAGCAUCAUGUUGAAAGCUGGUCUUCAGGACCAGCAGAUCACCUUCCUCUUUGUAGACACACAGAUUAAGAGUGAGUCGUUCCUGGAGGAUAUCAACAACAUUUUGAACUCGGGGGAUGUUCCCAACCUGUAUGCAUCAGACGAGCAGGAGCGUAUCCUAGCAGCAAUGAAGCCAGUGGUGUUAGACCUGGGGCAGCAGCCAACUAAAGCCAACCUCAUGGCUGCCUACAUCAAGAGGGUCCGCAGCAACAUCCACAUUGUGCUCGCAAUGAGUCCCAUCGGUGAGGUGUUUCGUUCGAGGCUGAGGCAGUUUCCCUCACUGGUGACAUGUUGCACCAUAGAUUGGUUCAGUGCCUGGCCAGAGGAGGCUCUGCGGGCUGUGGCCACGUCAUUCCUCAAUGAUCUGCCCGAGCUGGAAGCCAGCCCCACCGCCAUGAACGGACUGACAAUGAUGUGUGUAAAGAUCCACCAGAUGGUGGCCAUGAAGUGUCAACAGUACCUGGCUGAGCUUUCACGCUACAACUAUGUCACACCCAAGAGCUACCUGGAACUGCUCCGAAUCUUCUCAAAUCUAACCGGACGCAAGAAGCAGGAACUGUGCGGCGCUCGUAACCGCAUGAAGACCGGUCUGGACAAGCUCCUGCGCACAGCAGAGGAUGUGAGCAAAAUGCAGGAGGAACUGGAGGUGAUGAGGCCUCUUUUGGAGGAGGCCACUAGGGAAACUGAAGCCACCAUGGAGACCAUAAAAAAAGACACAGUGGUUGCAGAGGAGACCCGGGAGUCGGUGCAGGCCGAGGAAGCAAAAGCGUCAGCGAAAGCUCGUAUUGCCGGCGCCAUCGCAGCAGAUGCUAAGAAAAAUUUGGACGAGGCUCUGCCAGCUCUGGAUUCUGCUCUCACCAGCCUCAAGUCACUCAAUAAGACUGAUGUUGCUGAGGUACGAGGAUUGCAGCGACCUCCCAACGGGGUGAGGCUGGUUAUGGAAGCGUUGUGCAUUAUGAAGGGCAUCAAACCUAAAAAGGUACCUGGAGAGAAGCCUGGCACCAAGAUCGACGACUACUGGGAGGUUGGAAAAAGUCUAUUACAGGACCCUGGCAAGUUUCUGGAAAGUCUGUUCAAGUAUGAUAAGGACAACAUCCCAGAUGCUGUGAUCACUUUAGUCCAGCCCUACAUGGAUAAUGACGAUUUCCAGCCAGCCGCAAUUGCCAAGGUUUCCAAGGCCUGUACGUCCAUUUGCCAGUGGGUGCGAGCCAUGCAUGUAUAUCACUUUGUGUCCAAGGCUGUGGAACCAAAAAGGCUAGCUCUCAAGGGGGCCCAGGACGACUUAGCGGAAACCCAGAUAAUCCUGGAUGAUGCCAAUGCAAAGUUGGCCGAGGUGGAGGGCGGUAUCGCCACUUUACAGGCCACGUACCAGAAAUGUCUGGCCAAGAAAGACGAGCUGGACAACAAGUAUCAACUGUGUGAGGCCCGUCUCGUCCGAGCAGACAAGCUUAUUGGAGGACUGGCAGAUGAAAAAGUGCGCUGGAAGGAAACGGUGCAACAUCUGAAUUACAUGGUUGAAAAUGUCGCGGGCGACGUGCUUCUAUCUGCAGGAUACAUAGCGUACCUGGGACCCUUCACUGGAGAAUACAGAGCAGCCAUGGCAGAUGAGUGGCUGCAUUGCUUCAAAGAACUAGGAGUUCCACACACUGAGGAACCCAACCUGAUCAGCACUCUAGCAGAUCCAGUCAAGAUCCGCUCCUGGCAGAUAUCGGGUUUGCCUAAGGAUAACCUCUCAGUGGAGAACGGUGUGAUCACUCAGUACUCUCUACGCUGGGCUCUGUUCAUUGAUCCUCAGGGACAAGCCAACACGUGGAUCAAAAACAUGGAGCGUGACAAUGGGUUAGAGGUCAUAAAGCUCAGUGAUCGGGAUUUCCUACGCAGUCUUGAAAACACAAUUCGCUUUGGUAAACCCUGCCUUCUGGAGAACAUAGGAGAGGAACUGGACCCUGCUCUCGAUCCUGUACUGUUGCAACAGACGUUUAAGCAGCAAGGCAGCUUGAUGCUGAAACUGGGAGAUUCAGUCGUCCCUUACCAUGAAGACUUCAGGAUGUACAUCACCACUAAGCUGCCAAACCCACACUACUCUCCUGAGGUCUCUACCUUAGUCACCCUCAUCAACUUCACCCUGUCACCCAGUGGUCUAGAGGACCAGUUGCUGGGCCAGGUCGUGGCUGAGGAGCGUCCAGACCUGGAGGAGGCUAAAAACCAGCUCAUCGUCAGCAACGCUAAGAUGAAACAGGAGCUGAAAGAAAUUGAGGAUGAGAUCCUGCACCGGCUCAGCUCCACAGAGGGAAACCCUGUGGACAACGAGGAGCUCAUCCAAGUGCUGGAGGCUUCCAAGAUCAAGGCUGGAGAAAUCCAGGCAAAAGUGAGGGCAGCAGAAAAGACAGAAGUGGACAUUGAUGCCACCCGUCUGGAGUAUGUUCCCGUGGCUGUGCGCUCGCAGAUCCUCUUCUUCUGUGUGUCAGACCUGUCCAGUGUUGACCCCAUGUACCAGUACUCUCUGGAGUGGUUCCUUGGCAUCUUCAUGACAAGCAUUGGCAACUCUGAGAAAGCAGACACAGUGACGAUGAGAAUUGUCAACAUCAACGAGUUUUUCACCUUCAGCCUGUACAGCAACGUGUGUCGCAGUUUGUUUGAGAAGCACAAACUGAUGUUUGCCUUCCUCCUGUGCACUCGCAUCAUGAUGAAUGAAAACAAAAUCAACAUGGCUGAGUGGCGCUACCUGCUGUCUGGAGGGAUGCCUGUGCAAGAGCUGUCCAACCCAGCGGUGAGCUGGCUGUCGGAGCGCGCCUGGCUGGACAUCCUGAGCCUCAGCGCUCUGGACAGCUUCAGCAAACUCGCAGACACCUUUCCCGAUCAUCUGCAGGGCUUCAGGAGGAUUUUUGACAGCAGCCAGCCUCACAGAGAGGCGCUCCCAGAGGUGUGGGACAAGGGGCUGGACUCUUUCCAGAAGCUGCUGAUCCUACGCUGCUUGAGGUCGGAUCGCCUCAUUCAAGGCCUGCAGGACUUUGUCGCAGCUCAGUUGGGACAGCGCUUCAUAGAAGCUCAGACGUCAGACCUGUCUGUGGUGUUCAAAGAGUCGUCCACCCUCACUCCACUCAUCUUUGUCCUCUCCCCUGGCACUGAUCCCGCUGCCGACCUCUACAAGUUUGCUGAACUCAUGCAGUUCUCCAAGAAACUGAGUGCCAUCUCUCUGGGCCAGGGCCAGGGACCCUGGGCUGAGAUUAUGAUGCACGCUGCCAUGGAAAGAGGUCACUGGGUCUUUUUCCAGAACUGUCACCUGGCACCCAGCUGGAUGCCGGGGCUGGAUAAACUCAUCGAAAACAUCAACCCGCUAAAGGUGCACAAGGACUUCCGUCUGUGGCUCACAAGUCUUCCCAGCAACAAGUUCCCAGUGUCCAUUCUCCAAAAUGGUUCCAAGAUGACCAUCGAGCCUCCCAAAGGCAUCAAGGCCAACCUACAGAAAACCUACCUUAGGCUAACUAAUGACUUUUUCACCAAUUCCACCAAGUUAACAAGCUUCAGGUCUUUGCUCCUGUCUCUGUGUCUGUUCCAUGGAAUUGCUAUAGAGCGCAGGAAGUUUGGCUCUUUGGGCUUCAACAUUCCCUACGAUUUCACAGACGGAGACUUGAAAAUCUGCAUGAGCCAACUCAAAAUGUUCCUGGACGAGUACCAGGACAUCCCAUACAAGGUGCUGAAAUACACUGCAGGCGAGAUCAAUUACGGCGGCCGUGUGACAGAUGAUUGGGACAGACGAUGCCUGCUCAGUGUGUUGGAGGAUUUCUAUUGCCCUGCUGUUCUCCGUGAUAAUCAUGCCUACUCCUCGUCUGGAGUCUACAAGCAGAUAGACACAGGUCUGGAUAUCAAGGGUUAUUUGGAAUACUUUCGUGGUUUGCCCAUCAAUGACACGCCUGAGAUCUUUGGUCUCCAUGACAACGCAAACAUCAGUUUUGCCCAGAAUGAGACCUUCGCCCUGCUGGGGGCCAUAGUCCGUCUGCAGCCACGAGCUGUGUCUGCUGGGGGGAAAACUCCAGAGGAGAUAGUGAAGGAGAUGGUGGCGGGCAUCGCUGAAAAGAUCCCUCCGCCUUUCCCCAUCCGUGAAGUGAUGGAAAAAUACCCGGUCCUCUAUGAAGAGUCCAUGAACACAGUGCUUGUCCAGGAGGUCAUCAGAUACAACAAACUGCUGGAGGUCAUCGGUCAGAGUCUUGGGGACAUUGUGAAGGCUCUGAAGGGUUUAGUGGUGAUGUCAUCAGAACUGGAGUUAAUGUCCGGCAGCCUGUUCAACAACACCGUGCCUGGCAUGUGGACGGCCAAGGCCUACCCCUCUCUGAAGCCUCUGGCCUCUUGGGUGUCAGACCUGCUUCAGAGGAUCGCCUUCAUCGGGACGUGGAUCUCUGAUGGCAUUCCACCUGUCUUCUGGAUUAGUGGCUUUUUUUUCCCUCAGGCUUUUCUCACCGGAGCCCUCCAGAAUUACGCCCGCCGCUGCGGCGCCUCCAUCGACACAAUUGGUUUUGAUUUUGAGGUCAUAAAGCAGUCAGAGUCAGAGAUAACAGAGAAACCAUCUGCUGGCUGCUACAUCCACGGUCUUUUCCUGGACGGCGCCCGCUGGGACCAUGAUGCAUGUCAGCUCACAGAGUCCAGGGCCAAGGAGCUCCACACAAAAAUGGUCGUCAUCUGGAUGAAGCCCAAACCCAACCGCAAACCCCCGACCUCCGGGGUCUACAUCUGUCCCAUCUACAAGACGCUGACACGUGCCGGGACACUCUCCACCACCGGCCAUUCCACCAACUACGUGAUCUCAGUGGAGCUGCCUACAGAUCAGACUCAGGGACACUGGAUCAAACGGGGAGUCGCCCUCAUAUGUGCACUGGACUACUGA
Messenger RNA from Limanda limanda (common dab), 12606 nucleotides. It is a transcript of the gene dnah1, whose product is annotated as dynein, axonemal, heavy chain 1. Gene Ontology annotation, biological process: microtubule-based movement. The transcript is spliced from 78 exons. Gene Ontology annotation, molecular function: dynein light intermediate chain binding; minus-end-directed microtubule motor activity; dynein intermediate chain binding. Gene Ontology annotation, cellular component: dynein complex. The record is from RefSeq and is a predicted model, not a curated record. Lineage: Eukaryota; Metazoa; Chordata; Actinopteri; Pleuronectiformes; Pleuronectidae.